This is a messenger RNA of Acanthoscelides obtectus, 249 nucleotides long. Lineage: Eukaryota; Metazoa; Arthropoda; Insecta; Coleoptera; Chrysomelidae. The record is from the annotation of a GenBank genome assembly.
GUGAAACGGUAAGGCAUGGCAUCCGGCGAUCUGGUGGCUUUGGCUUCGGCUUUAGCGGUGGCCAGGUGUGCGAACCGGCCCAAGAAGAUGAGCAGGUGUUCCGCGACGUACACAACUCCAAGUGUGCAUUGUUGCCAGUAUAUGCAAGAAUGCAGAUAAUUUGCAAAAAUGAGAAACCCUCAACACCGCACUGGAGAGCCAACAUAAAAAUCGCAGAGGCGGAGGCUAUAUAUUUCUCGAAUCGAUCAC